CUUACGAGCCGGACCAAGAGAAUUUUAGGUUAUAGUGCGGUUUAGUAUUAACAAUUAUCAUUUACUGUACUAAGUAUAUAUCUUUGCAAAUUAUGUAGUAAAUACUUUGAGUAAAGAUAAAAGUUACUAGCACAGAGCACUUACGUUAUUUAAAUGUUAUGAGGCUAUAAAUAUCAAGGCAUAUUUCAGGAGCAGAAAUUGAGAAAAUAAAUAAAUGAAAAUAGUAAUUUAAGAUUAAAAAUCAAAUGCACAGUGAAACCGGAAGCGUUCUUUUUUACAAGACAACAUGGUUCUCAUAAGACAAUUAUUACGAAAAUGCAAUAUAAAAUAUAGAAUAUUCAAUUAUUGUUCAUUAAAUUUUGCUUCGAAUCGACCGAGUAUUGCACAAUCUAAAUAUGCAUAUGUCGAUCAGAAAUUUCUUCAUAGAAGUUCAAACCUAUUUGUUAAAAUGUUUAUGGAGAGAGAAAACCAAUACGCGUAUGAUAUAAUGGAAAAAUAUGGAUAUGUAGAAGAAAUAAAUAUUCCGCAAACUACCAGUUCCAUAAGUCAGGAAGAAUUUGAAAAUAUGAUGAAAAAAGACUGGUCAAAAGAAUCUGCACAAGCUGUAUUUGAAGUAUUUCCAUUAAUAACAGCUUACUGUUCAGAAAAUAAUUUAUGUAUCUCCAACAAUGUUUUCGAUAAUUUUAUAGAUGUCUUUACUGAUAAAAUUCAGUUUUCCACAGAUGAAGAACUCAAAUCACAUUUUUUUUCAUUAGCAAAAUGCCCCGAAACUGCAUCAAUCAGGACACGCAAUUAUGUUGAAGUAUGGGCAGCUCUAGAUGAUGAAUGUGUAAAUAGGUUUAAAAGGUGGUCUCAUGAUGAAUUGCUCUCAUUUGCUGCAUUAUUUUACAUGUUGAGUGCUACUAAAGCAUCAGAUUAUUGUUAUAGAUGUAUUCAAAGACUUGUUUAUAAAUCAAAUAAGUUGACAAAAGCACAAUUAGUGCAAACAUAUUUUUUUAUUGGUGCAAUGAGAUUUUCACCCCAUGAUAUGCACAAUUUAGAAAUAGCUGUGCAAGAAAAAUUUCAUGAAUUGAGCAUUGAUGAAUUAGCAAUUAUAUCUUUAGGAUUUUUUAAGAGUAAAGUGCCAAUAAGAAGUCCUGUUUUAGUGUCAAAUAUAAUUGAUCUUCUUAUAGAGAAUGUUUCUGAAAUUAAUGAAGUUUCUCUCGCUGCAUUGCUUAAAGUUAUUCGUUUCUCACGCAAGAUUCCUGUUGAUGACAAAAUUGUUAAACUUCUUGAUAAAUUACAACAUGAAGUACCCAGACUAUCCAUAAUGUGUAAUGUGCAUAUAGCUUUACUUGCUACCAGUACUUUGACAUUACAAAAGUCCUGUUUACAAGAAAUUGCAAAUAAUGUAAUUAAAGAUAUUUCAAAUGCCAGAUUAAAAGAUAUGGAAAGGUUAAUACUCACAUUUGGAACCUUUAACUAUGAGCCACUUACUAAUCCCAGUUUUAUUGAAACUAUCAUUAAUGAAUUAAGAAAACCAGAAAGGGAGCAGGAACUUUUCUCCCAUGGUCGUUCAUUUGCAUGUUGUUUAUCAUAUCUGGGACUAUUAGGAUACUAUCCAAUAGAUCUGUUCAAGAGGGUUUUAAACACUGAAUUUUUGAAUAAUACUUAUGGAAAAUAUUGUUAUGCAUAUGGUCGUGAGAUAUUAAUUAUUCAUAACUCAGUUAAAUUAUUUCACAAAGAUACAAGUUUAGAUUGUCUUACUGCAAAAGAAGCUUUAAUAUUGGCAAAGAAAUAUACAGAUUUUUUGCCAGAUGCGAAUUAUGAUAAACAGUAUAAUGUAACUGAAAAGAUGUAUUUGGAUGUCGUUAAAGUAGUUGAAGAAUGUAGAGGUGGAUCGGAAUUUGUUACUGGGCACCAUCUUUUAACACACCACCAAAGAGGAGAUGUAGUCAUGUGUGAUGAUCCGAAUGGUUCACCUUUACCGGUCAAAAGUAUAUUUAACAACAUCAAAUUUGGACAACUUUGUCCCAUACCUAAUGACAAUAUUUGGAUUGCAUUAAUUAUAGCAGGGAGAAAUGCUAUGUUAUAUAAUUCAGAAAAACCCAGUGGUCAUUUUCUAUCCAAAAUACGAGAGUUGAAUGCUCUUGGCUAUCAUGCAGCAAUAGUAAGCUGGAAUGUGUACACAAAAUGCAAAACACUAGAAGAAAAGAAAGACUAUAUAAAUAAAUUAAUUAAUGAAGCCAAAUCCAGAAAAGAUUAUGAUGUAAACUUAACCUGUUAACAUUACCAGCUAAAUUAUUAUGCUGUAAAUAUUAUAGUCCAGUAACUGUUAUUUAAUCUGUUACAUUAUAACAGGUUAAAUAACAUAUUUAAAUAAAUACGAACAAAAAGUAAACUUUUGUAUAAACCUCCAUUCUUAAAGAAAAAACAAAUAUAUAGUUACUAAUU
Messenger RNA from Zerene cesonia (dogface butterfly), 2433 nucleotides. RefSeq names its product FAST kinase domain-containing protein 5, mitochondrial. The transcript has 3 exons. NCBI's taxonomy places the organism in Eukaryota, Metazoa, Arthropoda, Insecta, Lepidoptera, Pieridae. Bases 287 to 2266 code for a protein of 659 amino acids. The record is from RefSeq and is a predicted model, not a curated record.